UUCCUCCUCUGCAGCUGCCAGACCAGUUCCUGCUGCUGCUCAGGGAGAGCGUCUGGGAAGUACCUUGCUGACCACUGAGAACAUCAUGAGCUCAAGCUAUUGGAGUGAGAUGAGCAGCAGCAUCUGUGGAACUCCACAGCCCCCAGAGGUGCUACAGUGCCAGCCCCAGCAUUGCCACUGCUACCAUCAGUCAAGCCAAACCCAGCACCCACCAGAAAAAAAUGUAGUGUACGAGAGAGUGAGGACCUACAGUGGGCCCAUGAACAAGGUGGUUCAGGCCUUGGACCCCAUCACCUCACAGGAAGUGCUCUCUCCUCUCAAAACUGCCUCCUCCUACCAAAAUUUGGUUUGGAGCAACCAUUCUCAGGAACGCCAUUCUCCAACUCUGAAAAUAUCUACUUGUCCCCCAAGCAGUGUAUAUAUAACCCCAAAUAUUGAACAGGAACUCCGUUCUCCAACAGUGAAAGUCACUGCAUAUCCACAGACUACUAUUAGGAGAUACAUAGUACAAAAUCCUGAACAGGAACCACUUCCUCCAUUCCUAAGAGGAGGCCAUUUCUUCCCAGGAAACAAUGUUAUUUAUGAAAAAACAAUAAGAAAAGUAGAGAAGCUAAAUAUGGAUCAGGAAUGCUAUCCACAGGUCCAAUGUCAUCAUCACAUUGUCCAACAGCCCCAGAUCAUCCACUCUCCACACUGUCAACAAUCCCAUUCUAGCCAACAAAUCGAAACCAUCACAGGAAGUGAUUCGAUUUCUACAAACACUGGAAAAGAACUGUGCCAUGGGGGAUCAAGCCAUAUGCAUGAUCAGGUGAUAAUUCAAGAUGAUGGCCCUGAAAAGUUGGACCCCAAAUAUUUUGGAGAGUUACUUGCGGAUUUAAGCCGUAAAAAUACAGAUCUAUAUUAUUGCUUAUUAGAACAUUUGCAGAGAAUUGGAGGAAGCAAAGAGGACUUUGAGUCUACAUCUGAGUCAGAAGACAUUGAAUCCUUGAUUCCUAAAGGAUUGUCAGAGUUUACAAAACAGCAAAUUCGCUAUAUUCUGCAGAUGAGGGGUAUGUCUGAUAAAUCACUCCGGCUAGUGCUGUCCACAUUCAGCAACUUACGGGAGGAGCUUGGACAUCUUCAAAAUGACUUGACAUCACUGGAAAAUGACAAGAUAAGCCUUGAGAAAGAUGUGGAAUUCAAAGAAAAUCAAAUAAAAGAGUAUGAAGAACUCUUGGCAUCAGUGAGAGCAAAUAAUCGCCAGCAGCAGCAAGGACUUCAAGACUCAACCUCAAAAUGCCAAGUAUUGGAAGAAAACAAUCUCUCUCUUCGACAUACACUAUCAGACAUGGAAUUUAGACUCAAAGAACUGGAAUACUGCAAGCGUAAUUUAGAACAAGAGAAUAAAAAUCUUAGAAUACAGGUUUCUGAGACUUGCACAGGCCCGAUGCUGCAGAUGAAAAUGGAUGAGAUUGGCAACCAUUACAUGGAGAUGGUAAAAAACUUAAGAAUGGAGAAAGAUAGAGAGAUCUGCAAGCUAAGGACUCAAUUAAAUCAGUACCAAAAAGAUGUUUCAAGAAGAGAAGGAAGUUGCAGUGACUUCCAGUUCAAGCUUCAUGAACUGACAAGCUUGCUGGAAGAGAAGGAUUCCCUUAUAAACCGUCAGUCAGAGGAACUCUCAAAGUUGAGGCAAGAAAUGUAUUCAUCUCAUAACCAACACUCCAGUGGUGGAAGGACUACUAUUACCACUAAAAAGUACAGGACACAAUAUCCAAUCCUAGGCCUCCUUUAUGAUGACUAUGAAUAUAUACCACCAGAUAGUGACACACAGACUAUUGUGAUUGAGAAAACAGAAGACAAAUGGACUUGUCCAUGAAUGGAUCUCCAACUCAAAGGAGUUUUUUGUGCGUCUACAUUAGUAUUUUGUUAUUUUCCAUAACUAAAGGCCAAUCAAAAUUUUGAACCAUGCUACUACCAGUGAAUCUAAUGGAAUGAAUUAGUUCUGCAGAUGACUGUUUCUCCAGCCACUAAUGAGACUUUUCUAUCACAUUUUUGUAUUCAAUAGCAACACCCUGCUUGUUUAAAUUUCAAUUCUAGACACUGUAGAACAUAAUGCACUGGUUUUCAAUAUAGUACUUCCUAGACACUGAAUUAAUUUGUUGGGGUAGAGAUUUUACAAGUUAUUCCAUUAGAAGAUUUUCUGUGAUAUUAGAUGUGCAAUUCAUCUACAAAAGUAAAUACUGUUUUUUAACCAAAAAAGAGGCAAAAACUAUUGAAUUUUUAAAAUCGUUUACUACAUUGUAUAUACAGCAUAUAUUUGCUUUUCCCACAUUAAACUCUGUGACUAAAAGAUGCUCUAUUACAUGCUAUUUAUACCUUUCGGAGACAUAACUAAAUCAAAGGUGAUGGUUAAUUUCAUUUAUCAGGGAAGUAGGAAAAUCUUUUAAAAUAACUAAAUCCACUAAAUUACACAUUAUACUAUUAUGGUUCUAAGAACAUAUCAGUGGCUUGGCUUGACAAAUCUGUUCUUUAAAAGCAUAUCAUCCUCAAAUAAGUCCACCCACUUCCUUAAAAAUAUGUAAUACUAUAUUGUAGGAGUGUAGAAGGAAGGCAGGCUUUUUACUAGAAGUAUACAACAUGUAACAUUGAAUUGUUACAUUAAGGCUUUGGGAAUAAAAAGAGCAAGAACAAAUACUUGAUACCUGUAUCUUAUUUGGGAAAAAAAGAUUUUAUAGUAUUUAAUGCACUUAGAAGUUGAUUAAUUGGGUUCUAAUGACUUUGCAAAGUGAACAAAAAUAUUUUCCAAAUACAUUAGUAGAUAAGAAUGAAAUUUCUUAAUUCCAACCCCAUGGUUAAAGUUAAGAAUUGGUGAAAAUUAAAAUGUUUGCAUUUGACAAAGUAUAGAUUAAGGCAAUAAAUAUAUUUGGGUUACAUGUGAAUGAGGUUUUGCACUGAAAUAUCUCUGCAAAUACCUAUAUAGUAUUGUCAUGCCUUAUCAUUAUAUUCUAAUAAUGAUUCAUUAUACUAAGAAACUAUUAAGAUAGGAACAGAUGAGGCAUUAUACUAAAUCAAGCCAUAAAUGAGGAGAUAAAUGCUUUUAAUAUUCUUAUAUAAAUAUUCAAAUAGGUCUUGAUAUGAAGGUAAGAGCCUUAUUUUAUUAUCUUAAUACUUUGACUAAAAUGUUAAGCUCUAUAAUUGGAUUAAUAUAAUUCCAAUUUUAUCAAUAUUUUGUGAUAGAAAAUGUUAAUAUUCUUCAUGAGUUAUAUAGUCCUUAUAUUUUUUCCCUUGGUGUAGGAACAACAGGGCAGUUUCUCCCCUGCUAACUACACAUGUAACAAAAUUAUGCCACAUUAUCUACCCAUUACAUAUGAUAUAAAUGGAAGUUUUUAGAAGCCUGAUAGAAAAUUGCUGCCAUAACUGAAAAUUAUGAGACUGACACGCUGCCCACUGUGCCAAGAGGGCCGCUUGCCAUAACUGAAAAUUAGAACAAGUGUGAUUUUC
Molecule: messenger RNA, 3480 nt
Organism: Neomonachus schauinslandi (Hawaiian monk seal)
Lineage: Eukaryota; Metazoa; Chordata; Mammalia; Carnivora; Phocidae
Gene: POF1B
Product: POF1B actin binding protein
Exons: 17
Coding region: 86-1855 (589 amino acids)
Biological process (GO): epithelial cell morphogenesis; bicellular tight junction assembly; actin filament organization
Cellular component (GO): actin filament; adherens junction; bicellular tight junction
Molecular function (GO): actin filament binding
Source: RefSeq, a predicted model, not a curated record